AGUAAUACUUACGGCUCAACAGGCAGCAUUGCGAGAUGUACAGAAGCAUGACGCGUUAACUGCGCCCAAUAGCCACGACUUAAAUAUUGCAGAUCUACAAAGCAUGUUCGCUGGCUGUGUUCCUGGGAUUUUUUCGUCCCGUAGGAAAGUUGCACUGUGGAUUACGCUUCUUUUCAUUUGCAUUGGGGAAAUUAAUGCAGGUGACACAGAGACAGUUGUUGGAAAAGUUGGAAAUCCAGUUUUUCUACACCCAUCAAAGCUACCAGGAAAUGUGCAUGAAGUGAAAUGGAAAACUCCAUACAAAAUUGUGGGAAAAUUAAAAGAUGGAAAUUUGCAAUGUGGAAGCCGAUACAAGAUUUUUCCCAAUGGUUCUUUGAGAAUCGACAGUGCAAAUAAGAAUGAUACUGCAAUUUAUAUGUUGGAAUUAUUUGACGGAAAUGGAGAAAAUACAGCUACAAAAUCAAUCAAGCUCAGCAUUCAAGAUGAUGUCUCCGUGCCUGUGGUACACACUUCCUGUACGGUCGAUGGCAGGGUCAAGCUGAUCUGCUCGGUGCAGCACGGGAAUGAGGUGACAGUUCACUGGAUCGUGCAUUCAGCUUGGUCCAAUCACACCCUCGACAGCGCUACGGCCAACCGCCGCAUCCUCUACCUGCGGCGGCAAACCCCCGGGUACCUGGUCUGUGUGGCGAGCAACAGGGUCAGCCAAAAUUUCAGCCUGCCCGUAAGCAUGGCCUGUAGGGCUCACAUCUUCUCAUUAGCGGCCCUGGGACUGUUCCUUUUACUUCCAACACUGGCCUUAGCCGCAGCGAUGCUGAAGAAAAAAGACACAAAUGUACCCAGGAAAGAUGCAGAAAAUUGCUAUGUUGCCAUGCAAAAGAAAACAGCUCCUCCGAAACACGAGAAUGAUGAAGAACAUUGCUAUGUUGCCAUGCAGAAGAAAACAGCUCCUCCCAAACACGACAAUGAUGCAGAACAUUGCUAUGUUGCCAUGCAGAAGAAAACAGCUCCUCCCAAACAUGACAAUGAUGCAGAAAAUUGCUAUGUUGCCAUGCAGAAGAAAACAGCUCCUCCCAAACACGACAAUGAUGCAGAAAAUUGCUAUGUUGCCAUGCAGAAGAAAACAGCUCCUCCCAAACACGACAAUGAUGCGGAACAUUGCUAUAUUGCAAUGCACAAGAAAGCAACCCCUCCUGCAGAUCAUGACAGUGUCAACUGCAACCCAACUCUGCCCAGGCUUAAUGAGGAUGGGGAUGAACACACGGUGGAGCCGGUGAUUGAGGACGUCUACGUAUGAGGGCAAGCGGGGAAACAUUCACAGGCUGUGUGUGUGUGUGUGUGUGCGUGUGUGUGUGUUAUGUGUGUGCAUGUGUGCAGUGUGUGUGAGGCUUGGAGGAAGGGCUUGGAUCCAGGAUAUGUGUGAGUGAUGGGGGGCGAAGCUCUCAAAAGCUGUGUGCGUAUGUGGAUGGUCUGUGACUACACUUGAAGAAUGACCUUCACUUUGUUGUCUGGACAGAGUGUUCAUACAGGAAUGUGGGGUUGCAAACACAGUAAUCUACUGUAUGUAUUCUGAAUGAGCAUUAUCCUAAAAACUGUUUAGGAUACUGUGUAAUUAUGCUGAUAAAAUAUGCCAAUAUUCCUUCAGAUUACAGUUUUGUAUCUCUAUCUCUGUAAUUCCCAUUCACAAUUCCCAGGCCCUGACUGACAGGGGCCGUUAAAAAACUGCCCUCUAAUUGUACGCUGGGACGGGGUGGCCUGGGGUUUGGGCACAAUGUGAGCCCAUUUCAUUGUGCCCAAAGUACCUGGCUGCAGCUCUAGUGAUAAUUGUUCUGGUGUUUUGUAAUGUUUUUUUUUAUUAAAGUUUUGAUCCCCAAUAUAAUGAGCCAAUAAUAAAAUUAUUCUUUGAUUUUA
Messenger RNA from Anguilla rostrata (American eel), 1908 nucleotides. Its product is annotated as T-cell surface antigen CD2-like. Lineage: Eukaryota; Metazoa; Chordata; Actinopteri; Anguilliformes; Anguillidae. Bases 104 to 1294 code for a protein of 396 amino acids. The record is from RefSeq and is a predicted model, not a curated record. The transcript is spliced from 11 exons.